AUGAGCGCUACGGUUGGCGACUCGGGCAAAGCCAUUGCCUUGCAGCAGAUGCAAAACACACUUGGCCCGACAAGCCUCUUCCGUCUGCCACCCGAGCUGCGCCUCAUGAUCUGGAAGUUCCUGUUGCCCGGCCGCAGAGUCUUCAAGGCGAGAAGCUCCGGUGCCCACAUGGAUCCGCGUCGCAGCGACGACCGCCGCUUCGUCUUCGGUUUCGACUCCAAAGUCUCGCAGCCCAUCCUCUCCCAGAUCUGUGCAGAGUCUCGACAGUGCCUGCUGGAUUAUGGACAUGGACAGUUCAUCUUUGGUCUGGAAGGCGAGGCAGGGCUCUGGUGGGGUCCUGAGGACGUGCUGCUCUUCGACCAGGACUGGUGCCUUGGAUGGUCCACACCCUCUCUUGAGGGGCUGAAGGCCCUCGACCGCGUCAAGAACAUCGCGCUCGACUCCGUCCAAGCUCUUUACAUCUACUACGAAUACGCACUUCCCGAGGCCGACGAGACCUACCAAGAUGGAAGUGAAGACAGCGACCAAGAAAGCUACCACGAGGAUGAAGAUGGGCAGGCCACAGAUAGCGAUACCGAACCUACCGCUGCUGAGCCUUUUCUACCGCAGCGCAUUACGCUCGGGUGCUGGAGCUGCAGCGAAAAGCCUCACUUCCUCGAGUACUUUACGGCCCUGAACGAGCUGACGAUCGUCUUUGAGCGAACCAUGAGGCCAUUCUGCGGCGACAGCAGACUUUACCACCUGGUAUCCGCAGUGGGAGACUGGCCAAUCUCCCAGUUUCUUGACAGCGUUUGUCCCUAUGAUCGUGUCACGUUUGUUCGAGACAGCACCAGCAUGGAUGAGGCCGUUCAAAAGAUGUCGAAGUUCAGAAGGCUCUGGAUGCAGACCGCGGACACACACCGCUGGUCGCACUGCGAAUACGGUCGCACAUUUAAUACCGCGCAUGUUUUGUACGACUUCUGCAUCGACAGGUCACGCACCGAGUCUCCCGACGCGCCUUAUAUUGUCACAUCUUUCAACAUGAUGGACAAUGAACAUUGGGCCAUUUGA
This is a messenger RNA of Diaporthe citri, 1050 nucleotides long. RefSeq lists its product as uncharacterized. The transcript has 2 exons. Bases 1 to 1050 code for a protein of 349 amino acids. The record is from RefSeq and is a predicted model, not a curated record. NCBI's taxonomy places the organism in Eukaryota, Fungi, Ascomycota, Sordariomycetes, Diaporthales, Diaporthaceae.